UUCCCGGCAGGUGAUGGCGCCCCCCGCGGCCUAGAGGUCCAACGCCCGCCGCGAGCAGCGGAGAUUCCUCCUGUUCUGUCCGACCGAGAAUCCUGGUGACUUUGAACAUGCUGGUGCCGCUAGCCAAGCUGUCCUGCCCGGCACAUCAGUGCUUUCAUGCCUUAAAAAUUAAGAAAAAUUAUCUACCUCUACGUACUACAAGAUGGUCUUCAAAUUCUAUUGUGCCUCAAAUUACUACCCAUUAUACCAUUUAUCCCAGGGAUAAGGACAAGAGAUGGGAAGGAGUGAACAUGGAAAGGUUUGCAGAAGAAGCGGAUGUUGUCAUAGUUGGUGCAGGCCCCGCAGGGCUCUCUGCAGCUGUUCGUCUGAAACAGUUGGCGGCGGCACAUGAAAAGGACAUCCGCGUGUGUCUAGUGGAGAAAGCUGCCCAGAUAGGAGCUCAUACUCUCUCAGGGGCUUGCCUCGAUCCAAGUGCUUUUAAAGAACUCUUCCCAGACUGGAAAGAGAAGGGGGCUCCCCUUAACACUCCUGUAACAGAAGACAGGUUUGGAAUUUUAACAGAGAAAUAUAGAAUUCCUGUGCCAAUUCUUCCAGGGCUUCCGAUGAAUAAUCAUGGCAAUUACAUUGUACGCUUGGGACAUUUAGUGAGCUGGAUGGGUGAACAAGCAGAAGCCCUUGGUGUUGAAGUAUACCCUGGUUAUGCAGCUGCUGAGGUUCUUUUUCAUGAUGAUGGUAGUGUAAAAGGAAUUGCCACUAAUGAUGUCGGGAUACAAAAGGAUGGUGCACCAAAGGCAACAUUUGAGAGAGGGCUGGAACUACAUGCUAAAGUCACAAUUUUUGCGGAAGGUUGCCACGGACAUCUAGCCAAGCAACUAUAUAAGAAAUUUGAUUUGAGAGCCAAUUGUGAACCUCAAACCUACGGGAUUGGACUGAAGGAGUUAUGGGUUAUUGAUGAAAAGAAGUGGAAACCUGGGAGAGUAGAUCACACUGUUGGUUGGCCCUUGGACAGACAUACCUAUGGAGGCUCUUUCCUCUACCAUUUGAAUGAAGGUGAACCUCUAGUAGCUCUUGGUCUUGUGGUUGGUCUAGACUAUCAAAAUCCCUACCUGAGUCCAUUUAGAGAGUUCCAGAGGUGGAAACACCAUCCUAGCAUUCGGCCAACCCUGGAAGGUGGAAAAAGGAUUGCAUACGGAGCCAGAGCUCUCAAUGAAGGUGGCUUUCAGUCUAUACCAAAACUCACCUUUCCUGGUGGUUUACUAAUUGGUUGUAGUCCUGGUUUCAUGAAUGUUCCCAAGAUCAAAGGUACUCACACAGCAAUGAAAAGUGGAAUUUUGGCAGCAGAAUCUAUUUUUAAUCAACUAACUAGUGAAAAUCUCCAAUCAAAGACAAUAGGACUCCAUGUAACUGAAUAUGAGGACAACUUGAAGAAAUCAUGGGUUUGGAAAGAGCUAUAUGCUGUUAGAAAUAUUAGACCAUCCUGCCACGGAAUACUGGGUGUAUAUGGAGGGAUGAUUUACACUGGAAUAUUUUACUGGAUAUUGAGAGGAAUGGAGCCAUGGACUCUGAAACAUAAAGGUUCUGACUCUGAACAGCUCAAGCCAGCCAAGGAUUGCACACCUAUUGAGUAUCCAAAACCCGAUGGGCAGAUCAGUUUUGACCUCUUGUCAUCUGUGGCUCUGAGUGGUACUAAUCAUGAACAUGACCAGCCGGCACAUUUAACCUUAAGGGAUGACAGUAUACCUGUAAAUAGAAAUCUGUCGAUAUAUGAUGGGCCCGAGCAGCGAUUCUGUCCUGCAGGAGUGUAUGAAUUUGUACCCAUGGAACAAAGUGAUGGAUUUCGGUUACAGAUAAAUGCUCAGAACUGUGUGCAUUGUAAAACAUGUGAUAUUAAAGAUCCAAGUCAGAAUAUUAACUGGGUGGUACCUGAAGGUGGAGGAGGACCUGCUUACAAUGGAAUGUAAACUGCAACUAACCAGUUUCUUUAAAGUAUGGCAAGCUAACUUAAAAUGUUUAGAGAUUAACAUGUCAAAAUAUCUUUCUGUAUAUUACUGAACAGUCACAAAACGAUCAAGUAAAAAUUUUAUACUAUAUCUAAGAUUGUCCCAUAAAAAAAUUAUUUCUUUUAACCUUUAUAAUAAGAAUGCAGCAUCUUCCUACCUCUUCAGUUCUUCAGAGAUUCAGUUCCAAGAGCAAAAUUCACUACUGGACUUUACAUUUGACUUGCCAAAGUAAAGUAUUCAAAUACAAAAAUGAAUAUAUAUAUAUUCUAGACCAGGGGCCAGGAACCAUUCACCACUUAUGAAUGAAGUUUUAUUGAAAACACAGCCAUACCCAUUGGUUAUAUAUCGUCUACGGCUGAUUUUGAGUUACAACCUCAGAGUUGAGUGGGUGUAACAAAUUACAUGUUCCACAAAACCUAAAAACUUUAUGAUCUGGCCCUUGCAGAAAAAAUAUGCCCACCCCUGAACAAGUUUUGUGUAGUAUGUGGAUGUAUUAUCUAUAAGUAUGAAAACCUAGCAUCAUCCAACCACAGAUACAUUAAAGAAUUGAAGGCAACAAUAUACAAACUUAAGCUUUCAUCUCUUUAUUCAACAAGAUGUGCCUUUACAAGUUUAAAAUCAGACUGAACACCAUUAUCCCUCAUGAAUAAUGCAGAUAACCAUUUUAAAAAGCAUUUCACUUAGCUCGGUGUGGUCGCUCACGCCUAUAAUCUCAGCACUUUGGGAGGCCGAGGCGGGCAGAUCAUGAGGUCAGGAGUUCAAGACCAGCCUAACCUAUAUGGUAAAAACCCACUGUUCUAAAAAUACAAAAAUUAGCCAGGCUUGGUGGCACACACCUUUAGUCCCAGCUACUCAGGAAGCUGAGGCAGAAGAAUCACUUGAAGCCGGGAGACGGAGGUUGCAGUGAGCCAAGAUCGCACCACUACACUCCAGCCUGGGUGACAGAGCGAGACUCUGUCUCCAAAGAAACAAACAAAAAAAUACUUUACUUACUGUAUUGUAACAUGUUUAUUAAGCAUGAACCCCUAUCAGUACUCCUAAACUGUAAACAAUGAGGAACUGAGGUAUAAAAAGAAACAUUAGGGAUCGUAUUGAUAAACAAAAACCUUUAAAUUUUCUUAUUGCAUUUAUACAAUCACACAAUAAACAAAAUUGAUUCCUUACUAAGCAAACAUUUUUGCAUAUACUGCCUUCUCUUUAUCUUUCUGUGCCUUUAUCUUUUGUUUGACUUUCAGCAAUUCUGCCUGGAUAGCUGCAAAAUAAAUAUGCAAUAUGAGUUUUUUCUCAAAACAUCCCCAAAAUUAUUGUGACUAACAGUUUUAACAUGUUAACUCCCCCUUGAAAAAACUUCUUCAUAAAGUCACUAAGCCCUAGUAACAGAAAAUCUGAGCAAUCACACAAACAGAAAUGAAGCCUAAUUUUAGAGGACUGUCAACCGAGAGAACAAGUACAUAAAGAUUUGCCUUCUCCCUCUACCUCAGAGAACAGUAAUUGCCUCCUUAUUUCAUUUCGGUAAUAAGAAACCAAAGAUAUUUUUUAAUAUCCAGAUCUAGUGUUGGUAUUCAUCGUUGGUUUACUUGAAAAACAAGCUUAUUUUUGUCAAAGUUUACUAAAACACAGUACUUUGAUAACUGGUUAUGGCCACAUUCAGCUUAAGAAUGGUCCCAGAUGUUAAAUUUACCAUGAAUACUGUGUCUUUCAAUGCCGAGCUCUAGACGAGAAUAACCAGAAUGGAAACAUCAUAAAACAAACAGUAUCUGACAUGUAAAAUAAAACUACAGAGAUAAUAACUUGGAUAACAAUGUGAAAAACUAGUAUAUUCUUGAGUGGGAGUAGAAUGUAAGCUCUUUGAGGGCAGGGACCUUGACUGUCUUGUUCACUGGUAUAUGAUAAUGCCUGGCCCAGCAGCAGGUAUUCUGUAAUACCUGUUGAACAAACAUCUAAAAUCUGGCAAAGUGAACAAUGAUUCCUGAGGAUACGUUCUUAAAUAACAAAAUUAACUUUCACUAUAAAAACGGCCAACUUACCUUUAUCUUCUGGUGCUAUCUCCUGAGCUUUUUUAAGAUCAGCCUUAAUUGGAAAAAAACAUUUAAGUGUUUGAUUUAUAAAGGUAGUUGUCUGUUUUAAAAAAUUAAACAUUACAAACAAAAUUUA
Molecule: messenger RNA, 4154 nt
Organism: Callithrix jacchus (white-tufted-ear marmoset)
Lineage: Eukaryota; Metazoa; Chordata; Mammalia; Primates; Cebidae
Gene: ETFDH
Product: electron transfer flavoprotein dehydrogenase
Biological process (GO): electron transport chain
Cellular component (GO): mitochondrial inner membrane
Molecular function (GO): electron-transferring-flavoprotein dehydrogenase activity; iron-sulfur cluster binding
Source: RefSeq, a predicted model, not a curated record